Molecule: messenger RNA, 1120 nt
Organism: Thrips palmi
Lineage: Eukaryota; Metazoa; Arthropoda; Insecta; Thysanoptera; Thripidae
Product: activator of basal transcription 1-like
Exons: 3
Coding region: 63-869 (268 amino acids)
Biological process (GO): endonucleolytic cleavage to generate mature 5'-end of SSU-rRNA from (SSU-rRNA, 5.8S rRNA, LSU-rRNA); endonucleolytic cleavage in 5'-ETS of tricistronic rRNA transcript (SSU-rRNA, 5.8S rRNA, LSU-rRNA); endonucleolytic cleavage in ITS1 to separate SSU-rRNA from 5.8S rRNA and LSU-rRNA from tricistronic rRNA transcript (SSU-rRNA, 5.8S rRNA, LSU-rRNA)
Cellular component (GO): nucleolus
Molecular function (GO): RNA binding
Source: RefSeq, a predicted model, not a curated record
CAGAGAGCAACCGAAAACAUGGAUUGCUUUUGCGUUUGCGUUUUGGCUAGUUCGACGUAAACAUGGCUCAGUCCGCUAAUUCUGCGGAUUCUGCUUCAGAAAUUGAAAAUAGUGAUGUCAACAGCGAAAAUGAAGAGAAACAACUUCUUAAGUCGGGUGAUAAGGGGAAGAAGGAGAAGAGGGGUAUCAUUUACUUGUCUACCAUUCCUAAAUUUAUGAAUGUUACGAAAGUUCGUGAAAUAUUUGGAGAGUAUGGAGAGAUCGACCGAGUCUUUCUUCAACCCGAGGAGCAACAUGGACAAAAAAAUAAGAGGAAGAAGAAACCUGCUAAACAUUUUACUGAGGGAUGGGUAGAAUUCAAGAAGAAAAAGGUUGCGAAACUAGUCGCAGCACAUUUAAAUAAUAAACAAAUUGGUGGAAGGAAGCGCAGUAAGUUUUACGACCACAUUUGGAACAUCAAAUACCUUCCUCGGUUCAAAUGGGUACAUCUAAGCGAGAGACUUGCCUAUGAACGUGCUGUUCAUAAGCAGAGAAUGAACACUGAAAUCUCCCAAGCCAAACGAGAAGCAAACUUCUUCUCUCAAAAUGUGGAUCUCAGUGAGCGAUUAUCCAAACGUAAAGUCAAGGGAGGACAAGAAGCUGUAGUCGAAGACACUCCUGGUGAAGAACCUGGACUUGGGGCUUUUGUUCGUCAAUAUAGACAGCGCGAUUUGGACAGUGAAAUCCGUGAGAGAAAGCUAGCAGCUCUGAAUGCUGACAGUGUUAAAAUUAAGAAAAAGAAAAAAGUAGCUCAUAAAAAAGAAAUUGGCCCUCUGCCUGAUGCAGGUCGAAAAGAUCUCCUUAAAUCCUUGUUUGGCAGCAGGAGUUGAAUUUCUCUUAUUUCUAGACACCAUCCAAAUGAAUGAAUGACUGAAUGAAUGUGGAGUGACGAAAUGAAACAAGAUGCAUUUCUAGACUUUUCUUUUUGUUUAUUUACAAGAAUAAGCUCAUGUUCAUUUCAUAAAAAAUAUUUUUACACAAAUAUACAUUUAUCCUUUAUCAGUAUAUAUUAUACAGGCUUCUUUACACUGAUCACCAUAUGAUACAGAACUAUUGUUUUAAUAAACAGCUAAAAUUUCAA